AUGAUCGAAAUCGCCGCCUCGGCCGCCGAACCCAUUCUCACCGUGGUCGUGCCCGGCAACCCCGGCAUCGAUCUCUUCUACCGCACCUUUCUGGCGCUUCUGGCCCAAAAGAGUCCCCGUUUCGACCUCGUUUGCGACUCGUUGAGAGGUUUUGAAGAAGAGGAGGCGCUGGCAGAGGCUGCAGAAUCAGAGUCCGGGUUUGGACUCCAGGACCAAAUAAACCACUUUGUGGCGCUCGUUCGAAGCAGAUUUGAUCCUAAGAAACACGUUGGUCUCAUCAUCAUGGGCCAUUCUGUAGGAGCUUGGAUCGUCCAACGAGUCGCCUGCCAGGUCUCCACUGAAGACCCCAAGAUCCCCAUCUCUCUCGUUGGCCUGCUGACCCCCACAGUCAAGGAUAUUGCCAAGAGUCCCCGAGGAUCUUACUUCACAGCCAUGGACAAACGUAUCGGCUACUACGCCCCCAGCAUUGUGUUCACGGCCGUGCGAGUUGCCAAUUGGAUCCCGGGCUUUGUGCCUUUCGUGGCGUCGCGAGUGUCGUCGCGCGGGGCCAUGCUGCCCCAUACAGCUGCGGGAGACGCGCAAGACCCCUCAGAAGGUAACAUGGGAGCCUACGAUGCCGUAACCCGGUACGCCACCAACCCACGAAUGGUGCGACAGACAGUUGAGCUGGCCAAGGAGGAGAUGCGGGCCAUUGCUUCGGACCCUGAACCCGCUGCUAUCAGUGGCUUCUGGAAGACGCUUCCCAUUUUCGGCUUCUUUGCUAAAGACGACCACUGGGUGGCCGAGGAGACUCGCAAGGAGCUCUUUGAGGAGUUUGGCCACCUACCCAACGUUCAUUUCGUCGUCAAGGACGCCGCUCACGCAUUCUGUAUCCGAGAAAACGAAAAGGUCGUGGAUGCCCUGUUCGCCGACCUUGAGGGCAGAAAGGUGGUUUGA
Molecule: messenger RNA, 936 nt
Organism: Yarrowia lipolytica CLIB122
Lineage: Eukaryota; Fungi; Ascomycota; Dipodascomycetes; Dipodascales
Biological process (GO): lipid storage
Cellular component (GO): lipid droplet
Molecular function (GO): lipase activity
Source: RefSeq, a predicted model, not a curated record